Calypte anna (Anna's hummingbird) is the source of this 736-nucleotide messenger RNA. RefSeq names its product signal peptidase complex subunit 1 (gene SPCS1). Gene Ontology annotation, biological process: protein targeting to ER. The transcript has 4 exons. Gene Ontology annotation, cellular component: signal peptidase complex; endoplasmic reticulum membrane. Bases 92 to 670 code for a protein of 192 amino acids. The record is from RefSeq and is a predicted model, not a curated record. NCBI's taxonomy places the organism in Eukaryota, Metazoa, Chordata, Aves, Apodiformes, Trochilidae.
UUGCCGGGGUGACCGCGUCCCGCGCCGCGCCGCCGUUACCGAUGUCGAGGCUGAGACUGAGGCCCCGGGAGGCGGCGACGGAGCGGAGCCGAUGGCGCAAGCAGAACACUCCCAGCCGGGGCUGGAGGACGAUGGGGCGGAGGGAGAGGGGCGUGUUUCCGGCCAGCGCAUCAGCAGCCGUCUUCCGGUCUUGCUUCGGCGCCGCGGGCGUCUGGCGGAGCCGCGGUACCAGCUGAGGCGGGCAGCAUCUGCCGCCCAGGGCGACGCGGCCACCGGGCACCCACCGUGGGGUUCCGACGGGGAGGAGGGAGACGACGAGGAGGAAGUGGAGGAGGACUGCGAGGCGCCGCGCUCCGCCGCCGCCAUGCGGAACAUCUUCCGCUCCAUCCCCACGCAGAUGGACUAUAAGGGCCAAAAACUGGCAGAACAGAUCUUUCAAGGAAUCAUUCUUGUCUCUGCAGUAAUUGGUUUCAUCUAUGGUUACAUCACUGAACAGUUUGGAUGGACUGUCUACAUAGUUAUGGCUGGAUUUGCUUUAUCAUGCUUGCUAACACUCCCUCCAUGGCCCAUGUACCGCCGCAAUCCUCUGAAGUGGUUACCUGUCCAAGAGUCAGGAACAGAAGAAAAGAAGGCAGGAGACAGAAAGCCAAAGAGACAUGCUAAAAGCUAAAAAAUGUGGUUCUCUGUGUUGGAAUUUUGUUAAAUUGUAUUAAAUCCAUUUCCACUGGGAGAUACA